This is a messenger RNA of Aspergillus oryzae RIB40, 1485 nucleotides long. Its product is annotated as cytochrome P450. Bases 1 to 1485 code for a protein of 494 amino acids. Gene Ontology annotation, molecular function: iron ion binding; oxidoreductase activity, acting on paired donors, with incorporation or reduction of molecular oxygen; heme binding. NCBI's taxonomy places the organism in Eukaryota, Fungi, Ascomycota, Eurotiomycetes, Eurotiales, Aspergillaceae. The record is from RefSeq and is a predicted model, not a curated record. The transcript is spliced from 5 exons.
AUGAGCACUGCGGCGUUGGUAAACGCCAAAUCUGUCCUAAUAGCCACAAUCUCAGCGCCAAUUAUCUACAUGUUAGGCAUGGCCAUCUACAAUGUCUAUUUUCAUCCAUUGAAUCGGUUCCCUGGGCCGGUAUCGCAUGCCAUUUCUCGCAUUCCAUACUUCUAUCGUGCAGUUCGCGGUACACUUCCGUUUGAUAUGCUCAAAUUGCAUGAACGCUACGGAGAUAUUGUUCGUAUUGCUCCUGAUGAGCUUGCAUUCUCUCACCCUGAUGCUUGGAAAGAUAUCUUUGGCCAUAAGAAUGGAGAACCGGAAAUGGCCAAAGCUGCGUGGUUCUAUCGCCCACUCGAUGACCCUCUUCACAUUGUCAAUGAGGACACUGAUGAACAUAGACGGUUGCGCCGGCAAAUGGCCCAUGGCUUUUCAGAGAAAAGUAUGAGAGCUCAGGAGCCUAUCAUCCGGAAGUACGUUGACCUCUCACUCGAGAAGCUCCAUCAAAGCUGCAAAAAUGGCAGCCUGGUGAUUUUGGAUUGGUAUAAUUUUACAACGUUCGAUAUCAUCGGUGACUUAGCAUUUGGAGAGCCUUUUGGGUGCUUGGAAGGCUGCAACUAUGACCAAUGGAUCAAAGGAAUUUUCAAAGGAGCAUACUUGGGCUCUUUUAUGCAGGCGUUAUCAUUUGUUCCUCGGUUGAAGAGCACACUCUUGUUACUAGUCCCGAAAUCCAUGCAAGAAGCCCACCAGGGACACAAAGCGUUGACAAAGGCUAAGAUGCUUCGUCGAGCCGCUAUCACAGAAAAACGUCCAGAUCUUAUUGACGGCUUGCUGAGGAAUAAGGAUGAACUUAAACUUGGCCUUGACAAACUGAUUGCCAAUGCCGAGAUUUUGAUCAUUGGAGGGUCUGAGACAACUGCAUCACUCCUGAGUGGAGUUACCUAUCUCUUGCUGCAGAAUCCCAAUGCCUACGAGACGUUGAAGAACGAAGUCCGUUCCAAAUUCAAUCAUCAAGAAGAGAUCAACUUGAUCAGUGUCAACAAGCUGUCAUACAUACUAGCCUGUCUUGAUGAGGCAUUGCGCAUGUAUCCUCCAAUCGCCAAUGGCCUUCCUCGUGUUUGUCCAAAGGAAGGCUCUUGGGUUCUAGGUGAAUACAUACCGGGGAAGACUGUUCUAUCCAUUCACCAAUGGGCCCUGUAUCGCCGCGAAAAACACUUCAAAGAUCCCAACACAUACCACCCGGAGCGAUUUUUAUCGAGUCCAGAGUUUUUAGACGAUCGCCGUGAUGCAUUCCAGCCGUUCCAUACCGGUCCAAGGAAUUGUUUAGGGAGAAACUCAACAUACCAUAAGCCAUCUCAGUGCUGCAGAACAGAGACCUCCCCAUUGCAUCUUUCAAAGGUCCUGCUCAAGAUGCCGAACUGGCUUCUCUCGAGUUCAACUCACGUCUUGUCUACACGAAUGCGUGUACGUGCACCGAAGUCUUGCUCCUUUGAUUAG